Messenger RNA from Aptenodytes forsteri (emperor penguin), 597 nucleotides. RefSeq names its product Pulmonary surfactant-associated protein A (gene SFTPA). Lineage: Eukaryota; Metazoa; Chordata; Aves; Sphenisciformes; Spheniscidae. The coding region runs from base 1 to 597 and encodes 198 amino acids. The transcript has 3 exons. The record is from RefSeq and is a predicted model, not a curated record.
AUGUUGUCUCACUCAUCCUACAUGCUCACAGCAGUAGCUGCUUUGCUAGUGACUUGCCAUGCACUGUGUAAAUGUCCAGGAAUUCCUGAGCUACCCAGUGUCCCUGGACUGCCUGGAAAAGAUGGUCUGAAAGGACAGCCACAUCUACCUGAUUCUCUGGACGCUGAACUCCACAAUGUUUUAGUAAAUUUGAAGCACCGACUUUCCAGACUUGAAGGCGUGCUUGCUUUGAAUGGGAAAAUAAGAGAAGUAGGAGAUAAAAUACUUGCCAGCAAUGGGAAGGAAGUUGACUUUGCAUCUGCACUAGAAUCCUGUGAAGAGGCUGGAGGAACUCUUGCAACUCCCAUGAAUGAGGAGGAGAAUAACGCUAUUUUGGGUAUUGUGAAACAGUAUAACCGAUAUGCUUACUUGGGCAUUAAAGAGGGCGAGAAUUCAGGUCAAUUUAAGUAUAUAAAUGGUGCACCUCUGAAUUAUACCAAGUGGCACCAAUAUGAGCCUAAUGGCAAAGGGACAGAAAAAUGUGUAGAGAUGUACACUGAUGGGAGCUGGAAUGACAAAAAAUGCGACCUGUAUUGCCUCACAAUCUGUGAAUUUUAA